Hyaloperonospora brassicae is the source of this 3117-nucleotide messenger RNA. NCBI's taxonomy places the organism in Eukaryota, Oomycota, Peronosporomycetes, Peronosporales, Peronosporaceae. The record is from the annotation of a GenBank genome assembly.
AUGGACGUGCUGUCGCUUGAAGUGCUGUCCGAGUGCACGUUCUUUCCUCAGGACUACGUGCAGCAAUACAAGCGGCAAGUGAACGAGCUCAUGGGGCGCAUGGAAAAGCUACUGGAAGAGCAAGAGGCGUUCGAGACGGACGGGGACGAGACGAUCGAGCUCGAGGGCAGCGACGUGCAAGUCAUUGUCGUGCCCAGUCAGACGGUGUGGCAGAAUCUUUGCGCGCUCGAGGAACUCCGCAAAGAUGUCGAUGCAACGCUCGAGCUGUACCAGCUGAAGGUGCAGGAGAGCGUAGCGCUCGUACGGGCCAAUUCAGUACUGGAAAGGACGCCGAGCAGCUCUUCGAUCGUCUUCUCAGACGACUGCAGCUCUUCAGACGACGUGGACGAUGUACAGGAGACCGAUUUUGAUGAUGUCGUGCCGGUGAAGAGCCGAAAAGCUGCGGAAGCGCUGAAUAACGACGUGACUCAGAGGGUGCAGAACGCACUGAAGAACAAGGAGGAGUUUGAGCGAUUUAAGGCGAUCGCACUCGAGUUUGGGAUGGGCAACCAGUCGGUCGAUACCUUCUACAACUACUUGGCACAACACAUCCCGCCACCGAUAUUGGACUCGAUUGCCGUGGACUUUGCUCGGCUGCUACCGCAAGCAGCCCAGAGAGUACCGCUGUUAAAGGCGCAUUAUGAACACAUGCAACGAAACUUGGUGAGACCGAGCAUCGCCUCGUUUCGCAAUAAGAGCUACAGCAUAGCGGAAACGUCGCAAUCCUCGGCUUCUUCCAGCGUUGACGAAGGUGGCUCAAGCGACGAAGAAGAUGAAGAGUACCCUUCUACGAUUCGACUUCGGUCGUUCAACCACCUUGUUUUCGUUAUCCACGGUAUCGGACAGCAUAUCGACUUUCGUGAUGGCGAGUUUAAGUCAUGGAACGAACAGACAGGGAUAGAAGGUGGCAACCAUGCCUUUCGCGACAUUUUCCGUGGAAUGCUCGAAAGCACGUUUAAAGAUAUACCGAUGGCCCUUGAAAUGCAGUCGAUCGAAUGGCAUGAAGAUCUUCACGAGCCUACGGGCUUGGACAACAUUUUCGAUCUGAUCUCCCCCGAAGGAGCGUCGGCCAUUCGCGAGUUCAACAAAGAGACCUUCAUGGAUGUGCUUUACUAUUUGUCGCCACGGUAUGGACAGCUCAUCGUGGAUUCGGUCACCCAACAGCUUAACGAAAAGUACCGUGUCUUCAUGAACGAACACCCGAACUGGGACGGCAAAGUAUCGAUAUUCGCUCACUCGCUCGGCUCAAUGAUUUCGUACGAUAUUCUGACACACAAGCCGGGUGAAGUCGCCAGUAAUGGCGUCUGUUUUCCCGGUCUUGAAUUCGAGGUCGACAACUUUUUUGGAGUCGGGUCUCCAGUAGGAGUAAUGAUACUGGCUAGAGGGGAUCUCAACAUUGACGAGGGUAAGUUCACGCCUGGGAUCAAGCUUCCACAUUGCAGACGAUAUUUCAAUGUUUAUCACCCGAUCGACCCGGUCGCGUAUCGUAUUGAACCACUGAUUAUGCAAGAAAUGCACGACAAGGAACCAGUGCAGUUAUUGCAGUACAGUGCUGUAAAAGACCAAGCGUUCGGUCAGUUGCAAGAGAUAUGGGAGGGUUUGACAAGCCCAGUUCAUGGGUUUCCGUAUCGCCAUGACUAUGUAAUGCGACGCCGAAAACAUGAACAGGGUGUGAUGGAAGUAGCAUUUGCGGCUGCCUCCCACUCAUCUUACUGGAUGAGCGACGACGUCGUCCUGUUCACUCUCAUGCAGAUGUGUCAGCCGGUGGUUGAUAUCCUGCAUCGGUACAUGAGUGCCCGGGUUCCUCUGCCAAAACUUACGAGGAGUACCGUGGAGCUCACGCCGCACGCCAAGAUACUAUUGUCUGCGACAGCUCUCGUGCGCGAUCGAUGCACGGGUCUAUCGCGUGAGCAAAUUGUUUUAAUCGAUAAGGAUCGACUUUUCUUUCUGCCACGGCUCAACGAAGUUGCCUGUCGUCAAAAAUGGCAACUUGAGUUGACCGCAUCAACUGAAGUUGUGUGUGGUGAAGACUCAUUCAUGAUGAAGAUUGUUUCGGGCGGAUCGUCUGGUACAGCAUGUGCAACCACUGCUCCACCAGCCGCAAGCAACGGUACCCUCUUUAACGAACACAUUUUUAAGGCCCCGUCGACGCCGGCUCGUGAUGCGUGGAUGGAGGCAAUAAAUUCAAUGACUGCUAAAGUUGUUGCUGAUACGUUUGAUGGCAAGGCAUCUCGAGAUGCUAUAAACCUUGUCGACGUCCCAGCUGGAAAAAGCAUUGAUUACUUUAACGCAAUCAAGGCUGGAUUCAUAAAAGAGAAAACCGCCAACGGAUGGUAUGAUUCGUGGAAUGACCGAUGGCUCGUGCUGCAAGAAGGUCGUCUAUCUUGUUAUGAAAACUCACCGAGGCUUGACGUUGCUGAGCAGUUCCCACUACGAAAGACAAAAGCGUUUUGUUACGAGCGUGAAUAUCUAAUCCGAGUGGUCGCUCGUCGCGGAGCCGCAUGUGAAAUGCGAGCGCAGAACCAAGAGUCGUUUGAUAAGUGGGUGGAAGUGCUUGAAAGGAUUCCCACGGUGAAAAUUGUCCAUCACAAAGACUUGCUAGAGAACAGUCCGUCGUCGGUACUGAUCAUGAAUGAAAGCUCGAAGGGGGACUUCGGUGGCCAAAGUGCAGGCAAAGCGGGCGAAUGGCUGAAGACGAAGAUCGAGGGAUACAAAAUGAUGCUGGAUGAAAACGACCAAGAGUAUGUUGCUUUCGUUGUCCAAGUUGCAUCAUCAACUGCAGGCACCAGCGUCGUUCACCGGCGGUACUCCGAGUUCGCGAAUUUGCACCGCCAGCUGCGCAAAAUGUUCCCGCACGAACAGAUUCCCGCAUUACCUGGCACACGCAUGUGGAACAAGUUUGAGCCGAACUAUUUGAAGCACAAAGCCAUUGGGCUGCACGGCUACCUCAACGAAGUAUGCAAGCGGUGUGCUAACACACGAGCACAGCCGCUCUUUCUAGAGUUUUUGGAGCUUGCACAACCGAUUGCUCCAGGACCGAAGACGCUGUCGGAAGAAGAGAAUGCAGAAACAAGGUAG